Molecule: messenger RNA, 2896 nt
Organism: Leucoraja erinaceus (little skate)
Lineage: Eukaryota; Metazoa; Chordata; Chondrichthyes; Rajiformes; Rajidae
Gene: drc1
Product: dynein regulatory complex subunit 1 homolog (Chlamydomonas)
Exons: 17
Coding region: 14-2281 (755 amino acids)
Biological process (GO): cilium-dependent cell motility; axonemal dynein complex assembly; regulation of cilium movement
Cellular component (GO): axonemal dynein complex; axoneme
Source: RefSeq, a predicted model, not a curated record
CCCACGCCGCCCCAUGGCGACUUCCAAGGCCGAGCUCCGGCCUGCCCCGAGUGUGAACUCUGAAGACCCAGAGGAGAGGAUCGCUGCUCGUCGAAUCCGGAUCGCCCAGAGGCUGGAGGAGAAGCGACGGGAACUCAGAGGUAGCAAUGAAGUUGUGGAAGAAGGUGAUGGCAUAGAGAAGCUUAAUAAAAGCUGCAAACAGGUUGUGGACACGCACAAGAGAUUGUUGAAGUUAAAAAGAGAUGGGAUAUCAUUGGUCACAAACGUGCAAGUUGCUGAAGACUCCAGGGAGAUGUACAGGAGAAAUCUAGAGAGAGAAGCACUAAGUCAGAGGACUGCAAAGCUGGAAAAUGAAGCCAUCAUGAGUGAGGAAAAGUUUGAGGCCAUCACAAAGAAAUGGGUAUCAGCAAAAGCUCUUAAGAUCCCACAGGAUUUGCGCGACAUUCUCGUCAAACAGCAACAGCAGUGUGCCCAAUUAAUUGAAGGAAAGAACAAUCUUAUUACUACUUUGCAAAAGGAGCUAAAGUUGAGUGAUGAUCGUUAUGUAAAAGAUCUCAAGAAAUUAGCUGAAGACAUUGACCUGAUGUUGGAACGUAUGGAAGAACAAAUAAAGACCUUAUCCAAGUCCUAUAGAAUGGAAAUGAAGGAGAUAGAGAAAGCCUUUCAGCUGGAACGCCACGAACUAAUGAAAAACAAUCUAUUGCUAUGGGAAAAGAAAAUGCAGACGCGAAGAGACAAAGAGAUCGAGUAUCUUGUGGUCAGAAUGGAGAAGGUGGAAGAGUAUGAGAAUCAGCUUCAGCAGGUGCGGGUGCAAGAUGCAGAGGAAUACGAUAUGAUCAAAAUGAAGUUGCUGACUGAUGUAGAGAUUUUGGAGCAGCAGCUGGAGCAGAUGAAAGCUACGUAUCAACUAAAUCAAGAGAAACUUGAAUAUAACUUCCAGGUGUUGAAGAAACGUGAUGAGGAGAACACAAUAACCAAAAUGCAGCAGAAGAGGAAAAUUGCAAGGCUGCAUGAUUCUCUGAACAGACUUCUGGUAAAAUUUAGUAAACAAGAGAAAAUGUAUCGAGAAGAGAACCAGUCCCUAACUGACCAGUACAAGAGAACGGUGGAACUUUACAAGGACCUUCAGAAGAAAAUGAGGCAUUUUGCUGCCGUCGAUGCAAAGAAGUUUCAGGGCAUUUGGUUGAUGAAUGAGGAAGAGGCAAAGGAUCUGGUCAGAAAAGCCCUCGAUGCUGAUGAGAUAAUACACAAUCAACAGCUGGGCUUGACCUGGACAAUGCCAGAACUAUGCUUCUUGAAGAAUGUUGGACCGAUUGUAUCGUGCACUGGGAAGAAAAAGUCAGCGGUCCAGCUUGCAGAAGAAGUUAUUCUAGGAGAUCAACAGUCAUGGAAUUUCCAGGAAAAAGCAGGAAAUGGAGAGAAAUCAUCGAUGUGGAAUUCCAUUUUCCAAAAUAUUUGUUAUUCGGCCAGUGAGGACAAGGCAAUGGCGCUGUGUGGUGGAAAACCUGGAGAAAUCUCAUUGAAAACAGUUAAAACAUUGUUAGAAGUUUUGUGCGAUGAAACAGGAUUCCUGAUUGAAAACAAGCUUCUGAAAAUUCUUAGUUCCCUGAAGCAAGAUGAACAAUCGCUAAUUAAACUUGAUGCCAUAUUUACGGCUUUGGGAAUUGAAAAUGAAGAUGAUAUCAUCAAACUGACAGAGUUUUUUAUAAAGAAUUGUGAAACAUCCAAGUAUGAAUUGGAUAAGGAGACAGAUAUAUUGUUGAAGCAGCUUGAUGAAGAGGUGGUAGAAGAAAUGGAAGAUGAAGUAGAGGGUCAAGGAGAUACUUUGGAAGAAGUAUGCAUAAGUGAAGAAGAGGAUAAAAAGAUAAAAGCCUGUGCAGAUUUGAUAUCUCAGCAGCGUUUGCAACUUGUUCAUCCCAAUGAUAUCCUCAGAACUUUAAGACUUUUCCUAGAGGAAAAUGAUCAAGCAAGGGACAAAGCACACACCAAAAUGUCCAGUGCGAAGGAGAGAGAUAGCUCUGAGGAUAGUGCAUACUGGGGCGCCAUGGCAAACGUAAUCCCAGAAAAUAAAUUGAAGGUCUGGAACUGUCUUGAGGAUUCAUUGGGCAAAUACUUUCAAAUAUUGGUGAAAAGAUCAAACUUAAAUACUGAGAAGUGCAGCCUUGCUCAGCAAAAUGCAGAGUUCAGAUUAUUAUUACAGCAGUACAUGCAUUCUUCGGUGAACAAUGAGCUUGAGAUUCCGCCAACGCAGCUGAUGCAAUUUAGUCUUGAUCAGCAAUAAACCACUAAGUUAGAAGAAUUCACAACGCAUGAUUAACCAGUAAAGCAAGCAAUGAGUGAUUUAUUAGUUUUCAAUGGAUGAGCCUUGGUUCUGGAAUACUUUUUCCACACCUUUAUCUUAUUACCUCUGGGUGACCUAAGUCACACCUCAUUUGUCUACAUCGUAAUGGUUGGUAUCGUAUAAUUGUUUAUAUGAGAAAUGGUUAGAAAUAAAGUUUUAAACAAUUAGGACUGCAAAAAAGAAUUAUUUUUGUUGAAAGGGUUGCUAAUCUAUAUGUGUAAUUUGCUCUUAUUUGGCAAUAUAACUGGCAAACUAUCUCUUCAAAUAAGAUGCAUAAGAAAUGUUUAAAUGAAUCAGAAUCAUUUUUGUUUCCAUUGUAUAGUGGUUAGUCUUUUCAGGAUGGUGAUCAGAAGCACUAAGUUGACUGAGGACGUGAACCCAUAUUUCACAUACCAUGAACAGUCCUUGAAUGCUUUUCAUCAUGUGAGCAUCAUUGUGUUAUUUGUGAGAGCUGCUUGUGCUGGUGACUAUAUUUGACGGUCAGCAUUUGUUGUCUUUGGUGACUUGGAAUGUACAGAUUGCUGUUAAAAAAGAAAUUAAAUUUAACAAAUAGCU